This is a messenger RNA of Perca fluviatilis (European perch), 768 nucleotides long. RefSeq names its product anionic trypsin-like. Gene Ontology annotation, molecular function: serine-type endopeptidase activity. The transcript is spliced from 5 exons. Gene Ontology annotation, biological process: proteolysis. Lineage: Eukaryota; Metazoa; Chordata; Actinopteri; Perciformes; Percidae. The record is from RefSeq and is a predicted model, not a curated record.
AUGCAGAUAAGGAGCAGAUCCAGUGAGAGCACACAGAUGUCAGGCCCUCCAGGAAAACUUAAUCUGUGGUGCCUGCAGUUCGGUGUCAGAGUGAGCACAGGGCUGGAUCUGCAGAAGAGAAUCAUUGGAGGUCAAACAUGUGGACAAGAUGACCGUCUGUACCAUGUUGAACUGAAACUAACUUCUCGUAAAGGAAUAUUCUACUGCGGCGGUACUCUGAUAAAAAAACAGUGGAUUCUGACUGCAGAGCACUGCUGGGAGGAGGGAGGGACUAUAACAGCAAGUUUAGGUGGGCAUCCAGACAUCAACAAAAAAUCAGUGCAAACCAUCAAAAGACAUGAGAUCUUUACAGUUGCCAACAGAAAACAUGACAUCAUGCUGCUGGAGCUACCUAACCCACCUAACAUUACACCUGUACAACGUCCUGACUGUCCAAAUGUUCCCGGAAUGUGAGUCAUGACCUUUCAACUCUAACCCUGUCUUAAUAAGUCUGAAAGCUUAACUCAUGAAGAAACUACAAUUAGAAUACUCUCCACCACGGUUGUCAACUGUGAACCCGGGUUUUCUGACGCCCAACAACACGUGUUCUGUGGCAAAAGAGCUAGAGUGGAUGCUUGUCCAGGUGACUCUGGUUCAGGAGUGGUGUACAAUGGCAGGAUUUAUGGUGUCAUUUCCUCUGGUUAUUGCACUAAGAAAGGAACACAAGUUCAAUUUAUGGACGUCUGUAAUAAUGAUUACAUGGACUGGAUCAAUGGAAUAAUAACAUAG